Molecule: messenger RNA, 2057 nt
Organism: Bacillus rossius redtenbacheri
Lineage: Eukaryota; Metazoa; Arthropoda; Insecta; Phasmatodea; Bacillidae
Product: GTP-binding protein Di-Ras2
Exons: 4
Coding region: 269-916 (215 amino acids)
Biological process (GO): signal transduction
Cellular component (GO): plasma membrane
Molecular function (GO): GDP binding; GTPase activity; GTP binding
Source: RefSeq, a predicted model, not a curated record
GACUGUCAUGGCGGCCGCUUCGCGAUAACGGCGCUGUCGUCGCCCGGCCGAGCAGCCUCGCGUCUCCCGUGCGGACCCGAGCCUCCUUCCUCCGUUAAGUUUUUCCGUCUUUUUGUAAAUACAUCCCCCCUCCUUGCGCGUACGUUCGUUUGUUUACCCCUCCUCUCUAUCUUUCUCUCUAUCUCUCUCUCUCUCUCGCGGUAUUAUGUGUUCGCCGGGCGCGCUCGUCGCCCGCUAAGAGGACUCGGGGAAAACCACCUUUAAAUUCAUGGAACAAGUGGCGGUGAAUGCGAGCUGCAGCGUCAGGAUGCCGGAACAGAGCAACGACUACCGCGUGGUGGUGUUCGGCGCCGGCGGCGUGGGCAAGAGCUCGCUGGUGCUCCGGUUCGUCAAGGGCACCUUCCGCGAGUCCUACAUACCCACCAUCGAGGACACCUACCGGCAGGUGAUCAGCUGCAACAAGAACAUCUGCACGCUGCAGAUCACCGACACGACGGGCUCGCACCAGUUCCCCGCCAUGCAGCGGCUGUCCAUCUCGAAAGGGCACGCCUUCAUCCUGGUGUACUCGGCGACGUCGCGCCAGUCGCUGGAGGAGCUGCGGCCCAUCUGGGAGGUGAUCCGCGAGAUGAAGGGCUCCGAGCUGGCCAGCAUCCCGGUCAUGCUGGUGGGCAACAAGUGCGACGAGACGGAGAACCGCGAGGUGGACGCCUCGGAGGGCGAGGCGGAGGCGCAGCGCUGGGGCUGCAACUUCAUGGAGACGUCGGCCAAGACCAAUCACAACGUGAAGGAGCUCUUCCAGGAGCUGCUGAACAUGGAGAAGAACCGCAACAUCUCGCUGCAGCUGGACCCGAAAAAGGGCGGGCGCCAGAAGCUGCCCGGCUCCGGCAAGCUGAAGGAGAAGUGCUGCGUGAUGUGACUGAGUGACCUGAAGGAAUGCUGCUGGAACACUUGCUUCCGGGGCAACUGAAGGGCGGGAGGGGAAGUCAUUUCUCCCCCCCUCUCAUCAACCCCCUUCUGCGCCAGCAUUCCUCGUCGGGUCGUCACCGUGCGCGCAACGGACUCUCUCUCCCCCUCUCCCUCUCUCACUCUCACUCUCUCCGGCGCGCGCGCACACUCUCUCACGUAGCACGGACUACAAACCGCACUUUCUCGCUCUCGGCACCUCCGCGGCGACAGGUGACGAUAGUCGCGGGUGUCCGAAGAAUCGACAAAUAACGAAGACAGUCUCUCCCGUAGCCAACGUUCUCCCACCUAGCCUCCCCCAAUUCCCCUCCUUCCCCCCCCCCCCUCUAAUCUUCUUCCCCCCCCUUCUCCCAAAACCGGUUCAAAUCACCGGGAGGACUGCAACCAAUCCAGUGGACACUGGGGCGCGUGACAUUUCGGGUGAUCGUUCGUUCCGAAGAAACAGUCUCUCAGAAGAAGGAGUUCGCUUGUGUUCGUUUCUCGGCUUCUCUUUCACUACUGUUUAUUAUAUAUUUUUUUGUGACGAGAAACGCAGAACCAGGCGGAGUGGAUGUCGAUAUGUAAUAUUAUGUAGAUUGUAGCUUUUUAUUAUGAAAUUAAGUGUAAAGUUAAAAAAAGAGUCUCUGCUACUUGAUUAUAGUGUUCGAUGUUUCGUGAUUUUACUAAUUAAAAAAAUAACUUAAUAAACUGCAUUCGUAACAAGAAAUAAUGACAAAUAAAGGAAAGCGUCUUUUGAAAAUUGACAUUCAAUUGGUGUCAUUAUAUCAGCUAAAUUAUUUUUUUUAAUUCUUUCGCACAUUUGCCAGAUAGUUACAUUUAUUUUCACGCUAACUGUAAAAUAGUAAUUAAAAACAAUUUUUUUUUUGUUAUUAGAAGAAACCAUCUAUGCAAAUUUAUAUUGUGACUAAACAGAAGUUAUGUAGGUUGGAAAGUAUUUUUUUUUCUUAGAAUUGAAAUAUAAAUUUUAAUUUUACUCUGAAAAAUCGUGAAGCAUGGCCUCAAAACUAAAUCUUUCAAUAUUUAGCUAAAUAUAGUCCAUUUAUGUACUAUUCUCUUGUUUCAUGCAUUUUGUUUAGUUCUGUCCUCAACAAAAA